AUGACUCGAGAAAGCAUCAUAUGCAUUGUUCAACAUGGAAGAUUGUUGAUACACACAAAUAUCAUGGAAGAGGACAAUACUUCCACAGUGACACAGUUUCUCCUCCUCGGAUUCUCUGACCUUCCCAACCUCCAGGGUCUUCUAUUUGGAAUGUUCUCUAUAAUGUAUGUAAUUAUCCUAUUUGGAAAUAGCUUCAUAAUUGUGAUAACCAGAAUCGAUCCUGCACUACACAAUCCCAUGUAUUUUUUCCUGUCAAAUUUCUCUUUUCUGGAAAUCUGUUAUGUUUCAGUCACUCUCCCUAGGGUUCUGUAUAGCAUUUGGACCCAGGACAGAAGCAUUUCUCUUCUGGCCUGUGCCACACAAAUGUGUUUCUUCCUAAUGCUGGCAGCUACAGACAGUAUACUCCUGGCUGUGAUGUCCUAUGACCGCUAUGUGGCUAUCUGCAACCCUCUGCACUAUCCUUUGGUCAUGAACCAGACAAAAUGCACACAGCUGGCAGUGGGCUCCUGGCUUGGUGGAUUGCCUUUCCAGCUAGGGCAAACUUAUCAGAUAUUCUCUCUACAUUUCUGCAACUCUAACCUGAUAGAUCACUUCUUCUGUGACAUACCUCCUGUACUUAAGCUGGCCUGUGGAGAUACUUCUGUUAACGAGUUGUACGCCUAUGCAGUGGUUAUCUUGCUAGCUACAAUCCCUUUUUUAUUAAUAUUAACAUCAUACAGCAAAAUUAUUGCAACCAUCCUUAGGUUGCCAACUGCUGAAGGACGGGCAAAAGCCUUCUCUACAUGUUCCUCACAUCUGGUGGUGGUGCUUUUGUUUUAUGGAUCUGCAUCUAUUACCUACUUAAUGCCAAAGUCAUCACAUUCUGCAUUAAGUGACAAACUCCUCUCUCUUUUUUACACCAUUGUGACCCCCAUGUUCAACCCCAUGAUAUACAGCCUUAGGAACAAAGAAGUGAUUGCAGCUCUGAGAAGAUUAUUGCUUAGAGCAUAG
Molecule: messenger RNA, 990 nt
Organism: Alexandromys fortis (reed vole)
Lineage: Eukaryota; Metazoa; Chordata; Mammalia; Rodentia; Cricetidae
Product: olfactory receptor 10AG1-like
Exons: 2
Coding region: 1-990 (329 amino acids)
Biological process (GO): G protein-coupled receptor signaling pathway; detection of chemical stimulus involved in sensory perception of smell
Cellular component (GO): plasma membrane
Molecular function (GO): G protein-coupled receptor activity; olfactory receptor activity
Source: RefSeq, a predicted model, not a curated record